AUGCAUUCUCACACAAAAGAAUCACCCCCAGGUGACAAACAUAGAGAAAUACUAACAUGGUGCAUCGAAAAGAACAUCGAAGCAGUUAUUGGAGCCGAUGUGAACGUAAGACACGCUAGAUGGGGCAGCACUGACACCAACACCAGAGGCAAUAGAAUGGUGGAAUUCCUAGACGAAUUCGGCUUAAUAUAUCACAACAGAGGCAACACCCCGACAUUUGUAACAAGAACAAGAGAAGAAGUACUAGAUGCAACCUACAGCACUCAAGAAAUGUCUCAUAGGAUAAAAAACUGGAGAGUGUUAGAUAAAGACAGCCUCUUCGACCAUAGAUACAUACCCUUUGAGAUAAAAGAGCCAACAACAAGAACACCAAUCAGCAGAAGAAACCCAAGAAAAACCAGAUGGACUGAAUUCCUGGAAGAAAUAGACACAAAUAUCAACAACCUUCCGUCGAGAUACGGCAGCAAUAGCAUAGGGCUAAACAUUCCAGCCGAGGCACUAACCAAAACUAUUGCCAAAGCUUGGGAGAACAGCACCGAAGAAAAUGAGUGCAAAACAAAAAUCGACAUACCUUGGUGGAACGAAGAAAUAGCGAACCAAUAA
Molecule: messenger RNA, 603 nt
Organism: Hylaeus anthracinus
Lineage: Eukaryota; Metazoa; Arthropoda; Insecta; Hymenoptera; Colletidae
Exons: 2
Coding region: 1-603 (200 amino acids)
Molecular function (GO): catalytic activity
Source: RefSeq, a predicted model, not a curated record